UCAAUGGAGUGAUUUGGAAGGAGUCAUCUGAAGAUGUGUAAGAGAGCUCAACAAAGCAGGACCCUGGGUUAUUUUAACAAAUUUAGUUUUUCAAGGAGAGUCCAAGCCACAGGGAUUGUCAUGCAGGUGGGGGCAGAAGGACGGGAGCACAGGGGUUUGGGGAGCAGUCCUACGCUGCCAGGCCUUUGCCUCAGGUUCUCUACAUCAAGGACCUGGGCACGCAAGAAGUCGUCUCCAAUGACAAUACGCUCAGGACGGCCACAGGUACCACACUGGAGAGGUCACCUCGAAACAUUAGGGAGGAACCGGCGUCGAAAUCCGCGCGAAAGGAAUAUGGAAAGGCUUAGAGAGAAAGUUGAACGCAUGGGGGCGCUAGGAUGUGUGAGACAGAGACCAGAAGCGUCCUGAGGGCCCGCAGGGGAUGCCAGGACUCUAUCCUAUAGGAGCAGCCCAGACAAAAGACCGACAAGGAGCGAUGCACGCCUGAGGAGUUUUGGGAGAGGCCGGUGGGCCAGGGUGCUGCUGCGGCGAAAAGUGGCAUUAAAAGCUUUGCCUGGAGAAAGGCCUUAUUGCGCCUGGCGCACGCUCCGUGGUAGGUAAGGGAGGGGCCUUACCUCGCUGUUGCGCCCCGCCCCACGAACAAAUAUUUGACAUUCCAGUCUUAUCCCGAGGGGGCGGGGCCCAAACUGCGAAGUUUCCUCCUCCCUCGGGCCUCAUUGGCUUAACGCUUCCGCGGGUGGGGACAAGAGAGCAAGCCCGGGUGUGCAGUCCAGAGACCCACAGCCGCACGCCAACACCCGCUUAUACUCUCAAGGGGAACAAUGGUCGUCUGAAGACGCUGGAAGAAUUGUCUACUUCCAACUCCCUCCACGCCGCCGUGCCUGGCGGGAGUCACUUCCGAUUCGGGCGCCUCAGUCUCUUUAUCCGUCAAGCGGAGACGCAGUGCGCGAUCAAUGGGCAAGGUCUCCGAGCCCCCCACCCACCCCCAGCUCUUUCGCUGUCUCCAUUGUCCGAAGGUUCGGAUGCAGUGCCCUGCUUUUCCGAAAUCGCGAGGUGCUGCUUCCGCUUCAGUUUCGGCUCGGGCUUGGCAACCCCAUGUCUGGCAACCUCCGCCGGGCUGAAGUUCUUUCUUCCCGUAGGAUUCUUAUUUAGUUUCUCAGUCAUAUAAACGGGAGAAUUGGGAGAAGUCCGGGGCGGCCUAGAAACGUGCUGUAAAGGAGCCUCACCAAAAUUGAUGGGGAGAAAGGGUACUGGGAGCCCUCCACGCGGGACUGUCCGAAUUAGGAUGUCGGUCCCAGAUGGAAAAGAUCUGCAGUCCGCACGCGCAAUUCACACAUUUGCAACUAGUCCCCACCCGCCAGCGCGCUUACAUCUCUAGGCAACAGGCCGGUCGGCAAGGGGGUAGGGCGACAAUUUCAAGCAGGAGUUCCCACGUGGGGUAAGGGUGAGGCACCAGGCCCAGACUAUCCGGCUUAGCCCCGUCUAGAGUGCCAUUCUCGGGAGUAGAGGAGUCUCCUCCUCCUUCCCAGCACCAGGCCUGCGCACCUCCGACCGCGCUUCGGCACCACGGGCACUUUCUGGAGCCAGGCUAAGGCCCGGCCUUCGCAUCUGUAUGGACAAGCUUUGCCCAGUGACCUCUGAUGAUUCCCGCCCCCUCCCCCCCAUCCCCACGGCUCUAAUGACCUCUGGUGAUCCCUGUCCCGCACAGUCGCCCUCUGGUGAUCCCCCACACAGGCCUCCGAGUGAUCCCCGGUAACUCUCACCGCACCUUUGACCCUUGGUGACUUCUGUCACUCCCCAGGGCCCCCACAGCCCCUGGACUGCCUCCUGGUGAUUUUCACAAGUCUCAUGUGACCCUUAGGACUAGAGAAGGCCUCUGGUUUUGCCCUUGGCGGAGGCCUCACGGUGAGAGGCGGAGAGGAGGGGAAGGAUGGCGUCACCCCAGAAGUCAGUGGACUGUGGAAAUGGGAGUUCGGGCUCCAAGCGCGCGCCCAGGCCCGGCGUGUGAGUGCGCGCGUCCUGGGCUAGGUUCUAGUGGCCCUCCCCCACGGCUCCAGGGGCCGCCCUUGGUCACGUGGCCAGCAGGGCCGACAGGUAACUCGCCCAGCGAGGGCGGGGGCCGGUAGCUGCUCCGCCUUGUGGGGCACCGCGGGCGGGUCUUAGCAGCGCCCACAGCUCCAGCCCGGCCGCAGGUGCCGCCCCCAAAACACGGUGUCCCGCCCAAGCUGGUCCGCGUCUGCCUUCUGUCGGUGCGUGCGUGCGCCUCGUCGGUCCGCGCGUGUGUGACCGAGCGCCCCCUUCCUCUACGGCCAUGACUCCGCCGCCACCUCAGCCACCGCCCCCGGGUCCGAACCCCGCCGCAGACUCCGCUGCCGACCCCUGCCCAGAGCUUGGCCCCUUGAUCGUACUGUUCGGAGCCACGGCGGGAGCACUGGGGCCGGACCUCGGCUCCGACGAGACUGAUUUAAUCCUUCUAGUGUGGCAAGUGGUGGAGCCACGGAGCCGCCAGGUGGGGACGCUGCACAAAUCACUGAUUCGCGCCGAGGCGGCCGCAUUGAGCCCGCAGUGCCGCGAGGCGAGUGGCCUGAGCGCCGACAGCCUGGCGCGGGCUGAGCCGCUGGACAAGGUGCUGCAGCAGUUCUCACAGCUGGUGAGCGGGGAUGUGGCUCUGCUGGGCGGGGGCCCCUACAUGCUCUGCACUGAUGGGCAGCAGCUGCUGCGACAGGUCCUGCACCCCGAGGCCUCCAGGAAGAACCUGGUGCUCCCCGACACCUUCUUCUCCUUCUACGACCUCCGCAGAGAGUUCCAUGUGCAGCACCCGAGCACCCGCCUUGCCAGGGACCUCACCGUGGCCACCAUGGCACAGGACUUAGGGCUGGAGACAGAUGCCACAGAAGAUGACUUUGGGGUCUGGGAAGUGAAGACAAUGGUAGCUAUCAUCCUCCACCUACUUGAAGGGCCCAGUGGUCAAUUGUUUUCGAAGCCCGAGGUGGUAAAACAGAAAUACGAGACGGGACCUUGUUCUGACCUUGUGCCCUGCUCUCACAGCAGCAAGGCUGAUGUGGUAGACAGUGAGACAGUGGUUCGGGCCCGUGGACUACCCUGGCAGUCAUCAGACCAGGACGUGGCUCGCUUCUUCAAAGGGCUCAACAUUGCCAGGGGUGGUGUAGCACUCUGCCUCAACGCCCAGGGCCGCAGAAAUGGCGAGGCCCUCAUCCGCUUUGUGGACAGCGAGCAGCGGGACCUAGCGCUGCAGAGACACAAGCAUCACAUGGGUGUCCGCUAUAUCGAGGUAUAUAAAGCAACAGGAGAGGAGUUUGUAAAGAUUGCAGGGGGCACAUCACUAGAGGUGGCUCGUUUCCUGUCACGGGAAGACCAAGUGAUCCUGCGACUUCGGGGACUGCCCUUCUCGGCUGGGCCAGCAGAUGUGCUGGGCUUCCUGGGGCCAGAAUGCCCAGUGACUGGGGGUGCCGACGGUCUGCUCUUUGUGCGCCACCCUGAUGGCCGGCCCACUGGUGAUGCCUUUGCACUCUUUGCUUGUGAGGAGCUGGCACAGGCUGCACUGCGCAGGCACAAGGGCAUGCUGGGUAAGCGAUACAUUGAACUCUUCCGGAGCACUGCAGCUGAGGUGCAGCAGGUAAACACCCGCUACGCAUCCAGCCCACUCCUUCCCACACUGACUGCUCCACUGCUGCCCAUCCCUUUCCCACUGGCAGCUGGGACUGGGAGAGAUUGUGUACGCCUUCGAGGCCUGCCUUACACAGCCACCAUUGAAGAUAUCCUGAGCUUUCUGGGGGAGGCAGCAGCUGACAUCCGGCCCCAUGGUGUACACAUGGUGCUCAACCAACAGGGCCGACCAUCAGGUGAUGCCUUCAUCCAGAUGACUUCAGCAGAGCGGGCCAUAGCUGCUGCUCAGCGUUGCCAUAAGAAAGUGAUGAAGGAACGCUACGUGGAGGUUGUCCCUUGCUCCACAGAGGAGAUGAGCCGUGUUCUGAUGGGGGGCACUUUGGGCCGCAGUGGCAUGUCCCCUCCGCCCUGCAAACUGCCCUGCCUCUCACCACCCACCUACGCCACCUUCCAGGCCACCCCAACACUCAUUCCCACUGAGACAGCAGCUCUCUAUCCCUCUUCAGCACUGCUCCCGGCUGCCAGGGUACCUGCUGCCCCCACCCCUGUUGCCUACUACCCAGGGCCAGCCACUCAGCUCUACAUGAACUACACAGCUUACUAUCCCAGCCCCCCAGUAUCCCCCACCACUGUGGGCUACCUCACCACGCCCCCUGCUGCCCUGGCCUCUGCUCCCACCUCAGUGUUGUCCCAACCGGGAACUCUGGUGCGUAUGCAGGGUGUCCCAUACACAGCUGGUAUGAAGGAUCUGCUCAGCGUCUUCCAGGCCUACCAGCUAGCCCCUGAUGACUACACCAGCCUGAUGCAUGUUGGUGACCCACCUCGCACUGUGCUACAGACCCCCAAAGAGUGGGUGUGUUUGUAGGUGAGGGAGCCAGAAGGUAAGAGCUGGCUGAUGUCCUCAGCUGUCUCUCCUGCAUCUAGAGAACCAGUGCCCUCAACCUGGUAGCUUCUUUCUGGCUUGUUAAAGCUCUCAGAAGGCACCCAGAAGAGCGCAAGUCCUAGCUCCAUCCCCCACUUAUUGCUCUGCUGUUCACCCCAAAAAUGAUGGCUGGACCCUGCAUGCAGGGCUGAGGGCACAAUGGUGCUACCCUGCUCCCAAUGGCCUGGUCUGGGCCUCCUGAGUAGCACCAGAGAGACUUUGGUAUGUUAUGGCUAUGGCCCACGUCCACAGAUUCGGUGGGGCUGACAUCACAGCAGGCUUGCCUUCUUUUUUAAAACGUAAGCCCUGGUGCCCUCAAUGUAUGACUCCUGGGAGCUUCUGAGUAAAGAUCCCAAUGGUGGGAGGAAAAGAAACAGAGAGUGCUGGUCCCAACCCCAGGAUACUUGGACCUCGGUGGCCAUGUUGUGUCAGGUGUGGUCUCACCUAAGGAUGCUAGCUAGCCCCUCCGGCCUGGCACAAGGACUGUCAGAUGGCAAAACCACAGGCUGUUUUGAUGGACUGUACUGCAGUAUCCCCAGAGGACACUAGGGGGCAGGAGGCCCUCACACAAAAACUCAGGCUUGAAUUUUAAAGGGGACUUUUCUGCCUACUUUUCGUGCACACCUUGGGCAGGCAAGUUGUCCCGAACUCAGCAGACACCGUGGAAUGUCCUUUGCACCCAUUAGAGGGUGCAGAACUGAAGCUUCGGAAGGAAAUCUGGAACUCUACCCUCUCUUCCAUAAAAUAAACAAAGGUUUCUAACCACGUGGACUUUUUAAAAGCUGAAGUGCCCUUAGCUUUGGGCCCCAGAGGGAGGGGCUCCAUACCAGCCCCAGGCGGAGGAAAACUCAGGCAGAUUUCAAGGAGACUGUUGACCUGUCGCCGUUUAUUAUUUCAGCACUGUAACUGAGGAGCCUGAAUUGCUGGCUCUUCCCUUUGUAUUUGUAUAAGGAGCACUGUACUCCUAUAAAAGGUUUUAAAAUACAAAAUGUACAAGAAAACACAAUCCCGAGUGCUGUAAACAUAACUGAGAACCAGUCCUUAACCGAACAUCAUCCAUUUUUAUAAAAUACAAGGUUUCAACUUAA
Molecule: messenger RNA, 5637 nt
Organism: Pteropus alecto (black flying fox)
Lineage: Eukaryota; Metazoa; Chordata; Mammalia; Chiroptera; Pteropodidae
Gene: ESRP2
Product: epithelial splicing regulatory protein 2
Exons: 15
Coding region: 2312-4492 (726 amino acids)
Cellular component (GO): ribonucleoprotein complex
Molecular function (GO): RNA binding
Source: RefSeq, a predicted model, not a curated record